Messenger RNA from Bursaphelenchus okinawaensis, 1546 nucleotides. NCBI's taxonomy places the organism in Eukaryota, Metazoa, Nematoda, Chromadorea, Rhabditida, Aphelenchoididae. The record is from the annotation of a GenBank genome assembly.
AUGGCGGCCGACACUCAGCACAGUCAGUAUCUUGACCAAAAUCAACAGAAUCGUAGGUUUUUGGACGGUUUAAACUGGUUUUAAUACCUAAAAACCUGUUGUUAAUAACUUUUCAAUACUUUACUUUGAACCUUAGAAAAUUAAGUAGGUUAAAAAGAAAAGGAUAAAUAGUUAUAAAGAGAAGAGUAAAAACUGUAUUUCAGGCUCUGUUUACCUUGAUCGCAGCACAAGUACAGGCAGUCCGUUCACUCCAACACCCCAUUCUUCUUACUUUACUGGAGCACCGCAAAACCCAUCCAUCUAUGCCCAUGAACGAAACUCGUUUUUUAAUUGUAAGUUUGUCCGUUACAUUUUUUUCUUUCGUUUUAAAAAAUAUUUAAACAUUUUCAAAAAUAUGUUACACUAAUUUCUUCUUCAAGUCCUGACACGAAAACAAGAGUUUUAAAAUAUGGCUUUUUGUAUUUUUUAGAAUAUUUCUUUGACUGUCUGUUACAAAACAUAACUUCUCUCACUAAUAUAGCCUUGUUUAGCACGAAGAUCCUGGAAACAAAAUCGCCAUGAGAAGGCCCAAUCGUCUGGCAGUAUGGAGACAGCUCUGGAGCCUCAGCCCGGCGACAAACUGCCGGUCAGUGCAGUAAAACCUCAAGAACCGACUGUAGCAGUCGAAUCCUCAAGCAAAUCGACCAAUCCUUUGGGCUGGUUUGGCUUUAAGCAUUUGUUCUCGGAAUAUUGUUACAACAAGCCUGAGGCUGUCAAUUUGGGUAGAGUACCGAUUAGAAAACAAGAACAAGUCGUGAUCACGUCAGCUGAGGACAGCGGAGACACUUCUGGAGAGGAUUCUGGAUCUGGGCUUGGCGGUAACACCGAAAAAACGUUUGUUCCAGUAUGUUUUUUUUAAAUUUUAUAUUAUGAUAGCUUAUAAGUAUUAAUGUGCUUUUAUUUCCACAGCAUUAAAUUAUCUCACUGUUUUAUGUUUCUUUAGGUAAAACCAGAAGUAUCAGGCAAACCAUCUCAGUUCUCAUCUCGCUAUGUCACACAACGGCCUAAAUCUGAUGGCACCAUCUCCGAAUGUAGUUUUGGUGAGAGUACGAACAAAUCUAUUGUGCUACCAGAUGGUUCUGUAGCCACUCCGCAGCCAAAAAAUUCUCCAAUUGGUUCUUUGGGACAAAAGACUGAGACCGAGCUGAAUUCACUCAAACUGGACUACGAAAGUAAAGUGCAUGUAAGUUUGUUGGACAACAUAUUAAAUUGAUAUUAUUUAGGUAAAAAACCUUUAAAAAAACAGAUUUGACUGAAAAUGUUGACAUGUUUUGGAUUUAACGUAACUUAAAACUCUGAAACAGUACGAUUUCAGCACGAUUUCAUAAAACCGAGCCACGAGUACUUUGCCGGUCGUGAGAACGCUCUGCCAGUUCAUUCGCCAAGAAGCUCGAAACUGUUUGCUCAAGAUUCGUCCACGUCCAACGCCAACACAGAGCCUAAGGCAUCGAUGUGGAAGAAGCUGUUCAACGUCUGGAGCCAGUCAUCUUACGGUUCCAACAAAUAA